This is a messenger RNA of Carica papaya (papaya), 904 nucleotides long. NCBI's taxonomy places the organism in Eukaryota, Viridiplantae, Streptophyta, Magnoliopsida, Brassicales, Caricaceae. The record is from RefSeq and is a predicted model, not a curated record.
GUUUCGUUCCCCCACUUAUUUUACUUCCAUUUAUACUCUUCCUUCUUCCUCCUCUUUCCACUUCUCAGCUCUCAGUAGUUAGAUAACUCACACCCUUUUCCUUUUCAUUUGAAGCUGCAUUUGCUCUCUUUCUGCUCUCCUGUGUCCCGAAAAGAAACACCUUAUCACGUCGUCUUUAAUGGACUCAAGGGAAAUGCCAUCACCGCAUGUCCAGCCACCUUCACAGCCACCACCAACCAUGCUGAUGGGACCGAACUCCUUUCAUGCCAAUAACCCCAUGAUCACUCCCAAUUCGGCGCCUGGAAUCCCUGCUCCCUCUGCGACCACCUCUUCUUGUUCAUCCGCAGUCCGAUUGCCUUUUGGUUCUCUUGCUCCGCCACCUCCGCAGUCGCAGCAGCAACCGCCAAAACCCUUGGAUUCCUUUUCCGCCAUUGGUUUUGAUGGAUCGCCCUCGCCGUCUUCGCUGCGGUUCAACAUGGAGCCAGGGAAAAAGAAGCGAGGGAGACCUAGAAAGUACACCCCAGACGGCAGCAUUGCAUUGGGAUUGGCACCCACCACUCCCCUCUCUUCCGCUUCGGGGCUUCAUGGGGAUUCCUACGGAGCCAAUGCUACGGCACCUGGUAGCGGAAGUGCUGGCGGGGGUAUUGCAACCAGCUCUGAGACUCCGGCUAAGCGCAACCGAGGAAGGCCUCCUGGCUCUGUUAAAAAACAGCUCGACGCUUUGGGAGGGACAGGAGGGGUUGGGUUUACGCCGCAUGUUAUCACGGUGAAAGCAGGAGAGGACAUAGCAUCAAAGAUUAUGGCUUUCUCACAGCAAGGGCCGCGUAGUAUUUGUAUUCUCUCUGCAAAUGGUAAAGGCAUCACAGAAGUAGGAGAAGGAUUAACUCGACUUUGGGGAAAAUGA